Messenger RNA from Danaus plexippus (monarch butterfly), 16541 nucleotides. RefSeq names its product midasin-like. Gene Ontology annotation, cellular component: preribosome, large subunit precursor; nucleus. Lineage: Eukaryota; Metazoa; Arthropoda; Insecta; Lepidoptera; Nymphalidae. The record is from RefSeq and is a predicted model, not a curated record. Gene Ontology annotation, biological process: ribosomal large subunit assembly; rRNA processing. Gene Ontology annotation, molecular function: ATP hydrolysis activity; ATP binding.
UGAUUGGCACGUGUAGCGCACAUUGAAUUACCGGCAGUGAUGUUUUUAUUUUUUAGUUAUAAAACAUAUUUUUUUUAGAAUUUAAAAAUGUGUGAGACAUUAUUGGUGGCUUUGAAAAACAUUGAACUAGAAACUACAAACUCUGAGCUUGCAAAAACAUGUCAACAUGUACUGGAAUCAUUGAAGAAUGAUGUAAUGAAAAUAGAUGUUCUGAUAGAAAAGCUAUCAGAAUAUAUUGCUAAUUUUGAAGAUGUUUUACUGUUCAAAAAAUAUUUGCCAAAUUUGCUUCUGGCAUUGGUUUCGGCGAGGAUUCCACUAACAGUUGUAUUUUCUAAUCAGAAUUAUGAUUUAUGUACAGACUUGGAAAAGACUCGUCAUUUAGAGUAUUCAGUAGUCUUGGGACUUCUAAGUGAUCAUCCUGACAUUUUGCAGUAUGCACUUAAGUACUUUCAAAUAAAUUGUAUACCUCCAUAUGAUGUUUUCAUUCAUCAUGAAGACUCCUAUAAUGUGGCACCAAAGAAGAGAAGAUUACUUGAUUUGAGACAAAAGAUUACCGAUCACCAUAUAGUAAAUUGUUGUUAUGCUUUACUAUCAAAGUUACCAAAUGAGCUAUCAUCAAAGUGGGAUUGGACGAAAUUCAUAAUAAAUUUUAGUAGCCAUGAAGAUAUGAAGAUAAGAUGGAUGGUUAAAGAAUGUAUUGUUAUUCUAACUAACAUGACGGAAGUCCAAUCACAUUUGUUAACCGAAAACCUUAAAUUGAGUGAGGAAGACGAUCUUAAAAACAUUCCAUACUCUAAGGAUAUAUACAUUAUGAAUGGUAAUGAUGAAGAAUUAAAUGUAAACACAAGUAAUGUUGUACACAUCAGUGGCAUAAUGUUACCUGUUUAUGAUAAAACCAAUAUACAACCCGGAAAGCUAGUUCAAGUUAAAAGUACUGUAAAUAAUUUAAGGAGUUUAGCUCUCGCUGUAGCUUCAGGUCAAGCCUUGUCACUUAUGGGUCCUGUGGGUUCUGGCAAGACAUGUCUAGUUGAACACUUGGCAGCCAUAACUGGUCGGAAAGGAAUUGCCUUUAAGAAGGUGCAACUUGGUGAUCAGACUGAUUCAAGAAUGUUGCUGGGAUCCCAUCAAUGUACAGAUGUGCCUGGAGAAUUUGUGUGGGCACCAGGGGUAUUAACUGAGGCUGUUCAAAAUGGGCACUGGUUAUUGUUGGAAGAUAUAGAUUGUGCUGCAUUAGAUGUAGCAUCUACAUUAAGUUCCUUGUUGGAACGGAACACUUUGUGUGUACCUGGGUAUAGAGAUUCCUUGCCGGUCACACCCGGCUUUCAACUAUUUGUUACGCAGAGGACAAUGGUUACAAAUUAUGGGUUUCAAAAGAAGAUGUCAAAUUCAAGCACAUUGUUACAAAAACAUUUAACCCAAAUCAACGUUGAGCCCUUGUCGAGGAAUGAGCUAGCUGAAAUUAUACAAACUAAGUAUCCAAAUUUGUCAACAAUUUGCUCAAGAAUGAUUGAAGUUUUUAUGAUGUUCUCUGUAGGUAGUCAUGAUACUUCCUUACACGCUACUUCUGGGUCGGAAAAAGAUUGUAACAAUAUUGUGCUUAGAGGUUCACGUCUCAUUUCGACAAGGGAUUUGAUGAAGUGGUGUGCCAGAGCAGUUGUAGAAUUUAAUGUAUCUAGUCCUGAUUCAGCCAUUAAAGUUCUGGAAGAUGCCCUGGAUAUAUUUACGUGUUCUAUAUCCUCCCCAGAAAACCGAUUAGAGUUGGCUAAGAAAGUUGGUACAUGCUUGGGAAUAGUUGAAACUAAAUCAGAGUUCUAUGUGAAACAUUACAAACCUAACGUGUCCUUACAUCCAAAUGUACUGGAAGUAGGAAGAGCUAAGGUACCAAGACAUGAAAAGAGGGUAGAGUCGAUUAAUUUUGAUAAUAAGCAAGUUGUGUUUUCUUUCACCCGCCAAUCCGCUUGUUUGUUAGAAAAGAUAGCCUGUUGUGUCAACUCAAACGAGCCGGUUCUCUUGGUGGGAGAGACAGGAACUGGUAAAACUUCAUCGAUACAAUAUUUAGCAAGACAAACGGGUCAUAAACUCGUUGUGAUCAAUAUGAAUCAGCAAUCAGAUUCAGCUGAUUUAUUGGGAGGCUACAAACCGGUCGAUCUAAAAUACGUAAUCAGACCAAUUAAAGUAGAAUACAUCAAAAUGUUCAAAGCUUUCUAUAACGUCGAGAAAAAUAAGAAAUUCAUUAAUCAUAUAGAUACCUGUUACGACACUGAAAACUGGACAUCUCUAUUGGCCUUAAUGAAGCAAAGUCAUAAAGCAGCCGUCACUAGAUUGACAAAUGAGAAAAAUCACGACCUGUUACAAGUGUGGGUGGCGUUUGGUCAUAAGCUUUCAAAAUUAGACCAGCAAGUGAAAUCCGCGUCAAGAUUGACGUUUGCGUUCAUUGAAGGCUCAUUGGUAAAAGCGAUGCAACAAGGGCAUUGGGUAUUGCUCGAUGAAAUAAACUUGGCUUCGGCUGAAAUAUUGGAAUGUUUAGCGGGUUUGUUGGAAGACAAAAGUGAGAGCAUUGAUUUAUUAGAAAAAGGGGAUAAAGUGCCAAUACAAAGACAUCCGGAUUUCACUCUCUUCGCCUGUAUGAACCCCGCUACUGAUGUGGGAAAAAAAGAUUUACCGGUGGGUCUAAGGAACAGAUUCACUGAGUUCUUCAUAGAUGAACUUAAAGAAAGAAAUGACUUAAUGCUUCUCAUCGGUGAUUAUUUAUAUCACAUGAAUCUUAGUGGAGCAACAUUAGAAGCUAUUUACACAUUUUAUUCCAGUAUUAAGAAGGAAGCGAAACUUAACCUAGUUGAUGGUGCAGGAAAUGCUCCUCACUACUCAUUGAGAACUCUAUGUAGAGCAUUAACAGCUGCUGCCAAAGCAAAAUGUGGCACUGUGGCCAGAUCAUUGUAUGAAGCAUUUUGUCUCUCUUUCCUAACACAACUUGACAGGUCAUCACAUCCUAAAGUAGAGUCCAUGAUUGCCAAAGCCGUUAUCGGAAAGAAGAAUGUCAAUUCAAUUCUAAAGCAACAAAUACCGGAACCUAAAGUUGACGGUCAAAACUAUUUGCUCUUUGAAGGACAUUGGAUACCGCAAGGUAAACUGCCAAUCGACAUACCAGACGGAUAUAUUUUAACAUCGACUGUACGAAAGAACCUUCGAGAUAUUGCACGGAUUAUUUCGUUGGGACGUUUGCCUGUUUUACUUCAAGGUGAUACAUCAGUUGGUAAAACAUCGCUCAUAACGUACAUCGCUAAAGCAUCAGGAAAUUAUUGCGUCAGAAUCAACAAUCAUGAGCACACAGAUUUGCAAGAAUACAUUGGUUCGUACGCUACCGAUUCUACUGGAAAUUUAGUGUUUAAAGAAGGAGUUUUGGUUGAAGCUAUGAGGAAAGGCUAUUGGAUUAUUCUCGAUGAAUUAAAUUUAGCGCCUAGUGAUGUUCUUGAAGCGCUAAAUCGAGUCUUAGACGAUAAUAGAGAGUUGUUUAUAGCUGAAACUCAAGAAGUUGUGAAAGCCGAUCCUAACUUCAUGUUAUUCGCUACGCAAAACCCACCAGGAUUGUAUGGAGGACGUAAAAUGCUAUCGAGAGCUUUUAGGAAUCGCUUUGUUGAGCUACACUUUGAUGAAAUACCCAGAGCUGAGUUGGAAAUAAUACUGCACCAACGAUGUCAUAUACCGCCAACAUAUUGUAAAAGAAUGAUUGAAGUAAUGGCGGAACUACAAGUUAGAAGGCGUGGCUCGGCUGCUGUUCAGGGAAAGGAUGGUUUUAUUACUCUGAGAGAUUUGUUCCGAUGGGGUCAAAGGUAUAAACAUGCCUCGAAAGAGAUGUUAACUACAGAAAAAUUCUACGAUUGGGAUCAACAUAUAGCCGACGAGGGAUAUCUCAUAUUGGCUGGUAAGGUCCGGCAAACAGAUGAAAGAAAUAUUAUUGAAGAAGUCAUAGAAAAACAUAUAAAGAGAAAAGUAAAUCCCGAAAACUUAUUUAGCUUGCACGAUAAUACAUCUCCGGUAACAAAGUCAAUACUAGAAAUGAUUCUUGGUAACCAACUAGACGCGUUCUCUCAUAUUGUUUGGACAUUUAACAUGAGAAGACUGGCUGUACUAAUCGCAAAAGCGUUCAUAUUCUCUGAGCCAGUUUUAUUAGUUGGAGAAACAGGCUGUGGAAAAACUACAAUAUGUCAAGUUUUGGCUACAUUGAGUAAGAGGAAUUUAUUAUCUGUUAACUGUCACAUGCACACAGAGAGCUCUGACUUUUUGGGUGGAUUGCGACCAGUUCGGCAAUACAAUAACGAUGGAAGAUUGUUUGAAUGGGUGGAUGGACCUUUAAUUAAAGCAAUGGAGAAUGGUGACCUGUUUCUGGCCGAUGAAAUUUCGUUGGCAGAUGAUAGUGUUUUAGAAAGAUUGAAUUCGUUGCUGGAACCCGAAAGGCAGCUCGUUAUAUCCGAGAGAGGAAUGGAAGACAGUUCAGAUAUCGUUGUUAUAACAGCCGUAUCCAGUUUCCAUUUUAUCGGUACUAUGAAUCCUGGUGGGGAUUUCGGUAAAAAAGAGUUGUCUCCAGCACUCCGUAAUCGCUUUACAGAAAUUUGGUGUGAUCGUGUUAGUUCUAAAGAGGACCUGCAAAAAGUGCUAGAAAAAAGUGUUGGGAAAGGAAUCGCUUUAGGCAAUCAGGAAGACGGAAGUUCAGGCAUUGGCAAUUGCAUAUUAGACUUCACAAAUUGGUUGAAAAAUUCAGAAGUGACCAAUAAAUUUCCUUUUAGCAUACGAGAUUUACUAUCGUGGGUCCAAUUUAUUAAUGUGACCGUAUCUAAAGGUUUGUUAGAUGUGCCAGAAGCAUACGUGCAUGGUGCUUGUAUGACAUUUUUGGAUUGUUUUGGCACAACCCUCACCGGACACAUAGAAUCUGAUACACUACUACUAUUACGUAAAAGUGCCAUAAAUUUCCUAUUAAACCAAAUAAAGACAUUUGGGAACGAAUAUACUGAAAGUUUAAAGGAUACACUUAGUAACCAAAAAGCAAUUUUUAAAUCCGAAAUUAGUAAUAACAAGUUUGGAAUCAAACCGUUUUAUAUUGACUGUGGACGAUAUUCGCGUGACAGCGACAAAACAUUCACAUUUACUGCACCUACCACCGGUUCCAAUACACUACGACUACUUCGUGGUUUGCAGUUAAACAAAGCAAUACUUUUGGAAGGAAAUCCAGGGGUAGGCAAAACAAGUUUAGUAACUGCUUUAGCCAAGUCCUCAGGUCACAAGGUUAUACGCAUUAACUUGAGUGAUCAAACGGACAUCACUGAUCUCUUUGGAACAGAUUUACCUUCUGAAGAUGGAUCCUUUACGUUUAAAGAAGGUGCUUUUCUAAAUGCCCUUCAAAAUGGAGAUUGGAUACUUCUAGAUGAGUUGAACUUAGCGCCACAAGCGGUGCUCGAAGGAUUAAACGCUUGUCUGGAUCACAGAGGCGAAGUGUUUAUACCUGAACUUGGAAAAACAUUUAAAGUUAAGAAGGAAACCAAAUUAUUUGCUUGUCAAAAUCCUUUAAAACAGGGUGGAGCUAGAAGAGGAUUACCUGUUUCAUUCCUUAAUAGAUUCACUCAAGUCUACAUCGAUACGUUAACUAAAGAAGAUCUGUUAUAUAUCGUAAAAACACAAUAUUCCAAUUUACCACAAGAUAUUUUACACAAAAUAGUUGAAUUCAAUUGCAAAGUCGCUCAUGAAAUUUGUGAAAUACAAACUUGGGGUCAUAAAGGCGGACCUUGGGAAAUGAACUUGCGAGAUAUACAGAGAUGGUGUGAAGCUCUUGUAAAAGAUUUUGAAGACGGACAAGGAAUAUCUCCAGGGAAAUACGUCGAUAUGUUGUAUGUUAAUCGUAUGCGUACAGUGGAAGACAAACAAAGAAUGAUUCAAGCGUUCGACGAAAUAUUCUAUCCUGUAUACCGAAGAAGUGAUACUAACCCUCAGGUAGAUAUCAAAGAAGACGAAAUUAUUAUAGGAGAUGUCAUGAUAAAGAGAAACAAAGACAAGGCUUUUAAAAAUAGAAGAUCCGUUAAAACUAAUUUGCUGCUGUUACGAAAUCAGUUGCCCACUUUGAAGGCGCUUGCACAAAACGUUAACAUGAAGUGGCUAUCCAUAUUAGUAGGACCCACGGCUACUGGGAAAAGUAGCAUAGUUCAAGUACUAGCAGACUUGACUGGAAAUGAUCUUCACGUCGUCCCAGUUACAUCAGCUAUGGAUGUCUCAGACCUUCUUGGAUUCUUUGAGCAAGUCGAUUACAACAGAAACAUUGAGAAUUUGUAUGAAGAUAUAGAAACAGCAACUAUUCAGGUUGCCAGAGAUGUAUGGAUAAAACAAAACACAGAAGGAUGGAAAUCAAAUAGGUUACUUAGUAACUUGCAUCAGUACAAAUCGAUUCAAUCUAAUUCUACAGAUAAGAAAUUUUGUAGCGAUGACAUUGAGCUUUUCAAUAAAAAAAUUAAAUUUCUUCUUAAUCAUUGCAAGAAAAUACAGGAAUCGGCAAAAUUUUAUUACGUUUCAACGGACCGUGUUGAAAAAAUUUUGCAUAAUUUAGAAAAAUUACAAAACAGGGUAUCAAAACUAUCUUCGGUAAAUGCAGGCGGUAAAUUUGAAUGGGUCGAUUCCUUGCUCGUCAAAGCAAUGGUUGAAGGAUCCUGGCUUUUGUUGGAUAAUGUGAACUUAACGUCGUCAGCUGUUUUAGACAGACUAAACGGUUUAUUAGAACCGAAUGGCGUGCUUAGUGUUCCAGAGAGAGGUGAGAUAAGUGAAAUUAAACCGCAUCCAAACUUCAGGGUAUUCUUUACAAUGGAUCCGAAAUACGGGGAAAUCUCUAGAGCCAUGAGGAACAGAGGUGUAGAAAUCUUCCUAUAUCGAUCGGAUGACUUGGAUCUGGGUUUAUCAGAAACAAUGGACUAUCUAGACUUGGUUGCUUUACUGUCAUCCUGUGGCCUUCCGAAUCAGUAUCAUGACAUAGCAAUAAGAUGCCACGAGUCCUUGACUGAUUUUAUUCAAGGAUUAGAAAGACCAACUAUUUCUCACCUGCUUCAGGCCGUUUAUUUGACGUGGCAACAAAUGGUACGAGGGAUUUCAUGCAGGACAGCGUUAUUGAAUGGUUUUUCAGAUGUUUACAUUAAACCAAGAACCGGCGGUGACUUCGCCUCCUCUGUAAAUACAUCGUUAGCAGAAAUGAAAAAUAGUAUGUUGAAAGCCUUAGAAUUCGAAUUAAGUUCAGAAAAAUUUGAACCGAUUGUUAGCAAAGAUGUCAGCCAUACAUUAACAAUAAAGGGUCUUGCGACGUACUCUGCAUAUGAAGUCGCAAAGCAAAUUGCUUAUCUCGCAAUUAAACAGGCAAAUGUUAAAAUUUCUGAGAGUACAUUAUAUCCUGUAUUCAGCAUUCUUACAUCAUACCAGAAGUGUCCAUCGGAGCUAUUAGAGACAAUUCAUUUUAUAAUAAAUCAAGGCAUUCAAAAACAUAACAAAAACUAUUUGAAAUCCUUAUCGUGGGGUUUGAACAAGCAAGCUUAUGAAUAUUUCAAGACGAGAGAAGUCAUGGAUAUGUAUAAGAGAUUUUUGCCAGAGGCAUAUAAAUUAAAUGAAGAUGAUAUUCAUAACUUAAACACGAAUUUCAUUCUACUGUAUAUACAAUUAAAAGACGUUGAAUUAAGCGGUACUUUGAAAAACACUGGCUUUUCUGCUUUGGAUUAUUCGAAUGCUGUAUCCCAAGGAAAGUUAACAGACGAUUUUAUAGAGUAUCCUAUACUCAAGAAUUGCAAAGCUUACCUUCAAGUAAUAGACAAAUAUAUAAAAAAUACAAUUAAAGCGGUUGGACCAUCGUUGCCUGAUAAAGCAGUGGGCUCAGUGAUACAACUAUUAAAUUGGAGAGAAAGAUUAAUUAAGAUCACUAGCAUGCCCAUAUUUGAAACAUCAAAAAGCAAAAAGACGCCUAUUUUGAAAGAGGAGAUAAUUCCAUUUUUAAAUGUUCAUAGUAAAUGGGUGCAAAAGUAUUUGCUUGGAGGACUUUUCAAAUUGCUCGGGGGAAAGAAUGUUUCGAAGAAGUUCUUAGUCGAAAUGGAUAAAUUGGAUUUAAACAUUGCCAAGGAUAAUUCGAAUGUUGCCAAAGUUAGCAAAAAGCUCAGGAAGUAUUACGGUCAACCAAAACUGUAUAAAAACCAUGAAGAAUACGAAUUAUGUAUUGCCAGAGAAAAAAUUUACAAUAAAAUAAAUUUGGACAUGCAUGAACCACUCGACCGACAACUAAGCAACAUAUCUCAAAUAUAUAAAUCAGAUAUAUCUUUAGCUUAUGACGUACCAAACCAAGAAACAAUUGACGAAUUCGAAGAAAAGCUCGCACUGUUGACAUCAAAUACAAAGUCAGAGAAAUUGUUAUCAGAAGCAAGACUUCUUCCUAUCAAUGCAUAUGUGAUACAGAGAAUUGUAAACCUAUUGCAGCCGCAUUUUCUAGAAAUAAUUAACAAGUUCUCCGACGAAGACUACGAAUUCGAGAAUGAUAUCCGUUUUAACAUACAAGAGAUUAUGUCUAGUCUAAUCCAUCUAGGAAAAGUAAUCAAAGGAUUUCCACCCGCCUUAUUGAAUCAGUUGCAAGUUAUAAGAACAGUUCUUGAAACAAAUAAAGAACUCGACAAUGGCAUAUCGUCGUUGCCGGUUGGCUUUUGGAUAGAAUUGAAUAGAAUGCUAGUGAGCUCGCCCGCUACAUAUCCUGUACCGUUUUUAAAGAUUAAUGAUUUUCUAAAUUCAGAAGACCCCAUCCCUGUAAACAGCUCAAGACUCUCUAUGAAUCUCUCCUUAAUGCCAUUCUACCUUCAAAAUCUUACCACAUGUUUGGACGUCACGGCCUCUAAUUCGGUCAUGGCAUACGAAAGCGUUGCUCUGAAGGACCGAUCGGAGUAUUCGAAGCAGUUGCAGACUGUUUUGAAUAUUUUAUGGAAAAACUUCGGUACAUUGGACUCAACGGCUUUACUGAAAUUAAAAUCGGACGCUAUAUUCGAAAUAAAAAAAUACGAACAGCUCAUUGAUUGUCUGUCAUACAUAAUUUCAGAAAAUUAUACAGUAAAUGAGAGUAUAAUAGAUAACUGUGACGUCAUAACUAGAGAGAUACAAUUAUAUUUCAUAGGAGACGCGAAUAUUAUAGACAUGUUGAACAAAGCUAACGAUGUGUAUAAGCAGCUUACGGGCUCUGUCGCAAACGAAAGUGAAAGUCAUAUGAGGGAUAAAACGAAAAUAUUGACGGCUGAAUUAUCACUGGUGACUAGUCUCCUGUUCCUUAGAAUAAUGGCAGAAAUAAGUCCCAUAGACCACGUCGAAAAGUACAGACUCAAAGUUAAAUAUAUAGAGGAAGAUGUAGAUAUAUUCAAUAAAUUACUGAGCGUGUAUUACCUUCAUGGGACUAUAUCGGGCGGGAUCAGUGAGAAUAGGAACAUAGAGACGGCGUCCGAGGUGACCAUGGAUUGUUUCAGACAACAAAACAGGGAAAAGCUGAAGAAUGUACAUCCCUACUGCGAAAUUAUCAUGAAUCUCAAAGAGGAGACCGCGUUGAGAGUACAUAAAUACGCCUCAGGGAAUACCUUCCGCCCUAAGGAACCAUCCUACACCAGCUUUAUAAAGGAUUGCAAGCACUUUACAAAAUCCGUCCUAUCGGAUAAAUCGGUCAAGACCCUGUAUACCAAUCUUUUGUCAACAUGCGGUACAAUGUACGACAUUAUACAAAGCGGCACUUACGAGAAAGCCCAAAACCAAUUACAAAACGCGCAAACAGUGCUGACGGAAACGACUUCGUGGCUGCAUUCUGUUAAUGCGUUCAGCAAAAAGAUUGUCUCUUAUUCCGAUGCUUUCCCAGACUUAGCGAAACCCUUACAAAGUUCACUGUCUCAAAUAGUCUACAGUGUUACAUCAUUAAAGGAUCUUAUUCGAGAAUAUAUUGUGAAAAUCCAACAAGGUCCAUUUUUGCCUGAAAUGUUGACGUCUCUUCUAGUGUAUCCCAAUACUAUACCGUCUCUAGCUUCAAGGGAAAAGCAUCUUAAUAGAUACCUGUCAUCCAAUUUUAAGCAGCUCUUGAGUAGGAAUGUUGUAAGUGAUGUUGUGUUACAAACUGAACAGGAAUAUAUUGAGGUAUUGAAAAUGAAUCUAUCAGAAUUCAGUAUGCACAGCUUGUCCAUGGAACGAAUUGAUAAAAUUAGUUUGAAGGCCGUGCUCACAACACUUGACGCUAUUACAAAAUCAUGGGAGAAACAACGUCAGGAUAUUGAGAGACAAAAACAGGAUGAAGAGGCCUUAUAUGUUACCAAAUCGAAAUGUGAAGACGAAGACGAGGAAGCUCUAGCGCAGGAGGAGAUCAGGGAAAUGUUCCCUUCAUACUCCGACUCCGAUUUCGCGGAGUUCAAACCGCCGACGCUCGAACAGAGGAAAGACAAACCAAGGAAUAUCAAACCCAAACUAUUGUUAUCCCCUGACGACGUCUCCCUGAUAUACAGAUGGCAUUCGAACUUCGUACGGAAUCUAACAAACGCGCAAUGGUUAUCCAGCCCAAAGAAGUUGGUUGCGAAUGAUGUUGUGACUCCGCUGUUAUUGCGUUAUCCAACAUUUAGCAGGGUUAUACAGGGGGCGUGGGAGACGUUGGAUGUGACUUUCGAAGGAACCAUUCUACCCAGCUUAAUGGUGCUAGUGUCGCAUAUUAAAAACAAAGUCGAUGGAAUUGGUGGAACAGGUCAAAAAGUUGACUUCUACCGCUCACCUUGGAUUUCCGAAACAAGAGAAUGUCUUCCCCUCUUAGAAAGAGUCAAAGAAGCCACUAAUGAGUUGUUGGAUCAAUGGCCAGACUUUCCGACUUUGAAAGAUAUUAUCAUAAUUGUAGACAGAAUAAUCGGUUUUCCGAUUACCAGCCCAGUGUCGAGAUUCCUGACCGGUUUGGAACUUCUUAGAGAUAAAAUAGAAGAAUGGAACAAAAACGCCCAUAAAGGGAACAAUAUGAUUGAUAUAUCACUGGCGGUCGGACAGCAGAUCAUUAACUGGAGGAAACUGGAAAUGACUCAUUGGAAGGAGUGUCUCAACAACUUGUAUCAGAGACAACAAGCCGAGGCUCAUAAAUACUGGUUCUAUAUGUAUGCGGUGAUAACAUCGUACUUGGAGGACAGUGACAUAUCAUCGGCGAGGGUCGUGUCCGUGUUGAAAGAUUUCAUGGAGAAGUCCAAUUUAGCGGAGUUCGACGUGAGGCUGGACAUCGUUUAUGUAUACCACUGUCAUUUAAUACAUCUGGACGCCGGUCGAAGACGCGAUGAACUUCUGUCAUUGCUGUGGAAUACAUACAAUUAUUAUCGACAAUUCGCUCCACAAGUGGCUUCACAUAUAAAAGAAAAACGUGCCCCUAUAGAAAAGAAGUUGAAGGACUUCGUCAAAAUCUGCACCUGGGACAGGGACCUCAGCUACUGGAGUGUGAAGGACACAGUAGACAAGGCCCAUAAAGCUUUGCAUAAACACACCAAGGAGUUUGAGAAAGUUCUAAAGGAGAGUGUAUCUAGUUGUCUCGUGGAUACAGCGAGUGAGUCUAUCGACCACGUGGGUAUUUGGGAUAGGCCAAAAAGAGCCGGCACUGCAAGCAACGCCGCGGGCGGAGCAUAUAUGAUAGACCUGCAAAACCAUGUAGUACUCAAUAGAAACAUUAAGAAAUACCUUGACCAGCUUGAACAGCCUUGCCAAUUAAUACAAGAGAACAGUCUGCUGGCAAAGAUUCCGAACCUGUUGAACAAAGCUCGAUCAUUAUGCAAGGACACCAUCGCUAACACUGGAUACCCGGCUCUAGUACAGGGCCUAGACGACUUUGUAACCUUGGUUAUAGAGACCAGUGAACAUUUAGGCUCCUUGGAGGUGGAUUCAACGUUGCCGAAGGACAAACAAAAGUCGCAAGCCAAAAACAUAACGCAGCAAAAGCGUAAAGCCCUAUCCGAUCUAUUCAAACAUUUGAGCAAGAUCGGCCUGAACUAUCGCACCGGUCUCGUUAUAUUAUCGGCUUCUGAAGACAUGUACGAUUUCACAAUACCACCCGUCGAUAUAGAUGCCGCUAUGAGCUAUUUGAAGAGCAGGCGUUGUGAUCCAACACUAACCCUGCUGUGGUCGGGCUGUGAGAAGUACUUCCAAAAGAACAUAGCAAGACAUCGGUUGCUAUCGGCCGCGUUGCAGGCGCCUCACCCCGACCUCGGGAUACAGAAUAUUGAGAGAUGUAAGGGAUUCGCUGCACAUCUUCUGAAAUAUACGAACACUCAGAAGAAGUCGAUUUCCCGUUAUACGAGACAUAUUUUCGAUUUACGAACCGUAGCUACAAGUCUUACAAACGCUUUAGAAAUAGACUCUACAGGAUGUAACAUAACUUCCCUUGAAGAAAAACUCAAUGUAUUAGUGGAAUGCUACGCUCAUACGAGCAUUCUUCUAGAACAAUUUAAUGUGGUUCUAAAAUCUGUUCCGGAAAAACAUUUGAAUACCGAUUCCGAGCCAAAUUUCGACAAAGUGCUAUCAAACUCACCUUUGGCUGAUUGUUUCAAGGAUAGCGAUGAAUGGCAGUCUCUUAACAAAAAAAAUAAGUCGAUUAUAUCACUAGUUGAUAAACAAAAGGCAUUGUUAAACAAAUUGUCCCGAAACCCAAAACAAAUCGAAGAAACCAUCAAGUUACCAAUGGUUUCUCAAAUUCAUAUAGAAAUUACAAACGAAGCUAAGAAUAAUUUGGACGUUAUAAUAGAGAAAAGUGAGGAAAUAAUUAAAGAAUAUCAGUUUGUUUUCAAAACGACGGUCAUAGAAGACUUCACACCGCAUCACCCAAUACUAAGAAGCCUUGAAAAUAUGGUGGCUUACAUUAAAGAUAUACAAGCAGAACUUGACAAAUUGGAUGAACCAAUAGACCAAGAAAUGGCUGAAACUGAUAGCACCAUCUUAGAGCAGACUGAAGAUAUUGUGGCUACAAUGCUACUGGUGAUACAGUCCUUGUACAAAAAACAUCUGCCACCAGAGAGACACGCGGAGAACAUGGAUGUUAUAAACGCUAUUAAUGAAAUUAUAGAUGAAGGUGAAAAGGCCGAGUCCAAAGAAAUUUUAGAAGAUAAUCAUUUAAAGGAAUUACUGCAAGAGAAAAUAUCGGCUGAUUCAAGAAUGUUGCAAUUAGAAACGCUGGUUAACAAACUGCGGCAACUUCUGAUUAAUUAUGUGCAAUAUAUUGCGACGCGGUCUGAUGUGGAGGAAACUAGAGCUGUGGUUAUGAGAUUGGUGCCGAUAUUAGAGCAAGUUAUACUAUUUGUCCAAUAUUUUGUAUCCCAAAAAGUAGCCGUGCAUAGAGUGUCCUGUAAAAUGCUGUUAGUGCUUUUGAAGAUUUUCCUGGAUCUGGCAUCGAAAGGUUUCUGCAAACACUCAGAAUUAGAUUCAGAGGAAGGCGAGGGAGAAGGCAGUACUGGAGCCAGCGGUAUGGGACUUGGUGAGGGAGAGGGACAGAAAGAUGUCUCUGAGCGCAUAGAGAACCAGGAUCAAUUGGACGACGCACAUAAACCGGGCGAAGAAAAAACCGAACAAGAUAAAGAUUGCAAGGAAGAAGAGAAGGGAGUCAAUAUGACUGACGACUUCGAUUCCCAUUUACAAGACGUCGAACAGAAAGAACAAUCUGAUGAAGAAAAUGACGACGACGAUGCCGAUAAACAAAUGGGAGACACGGACAAUGCAGCUGAAAAGCUCGAUCAGCAAAUAUGGGGAUCUGAAGACGAAGAAGAUAUAGACGAAGAACAAAAUAAGGAAGACAAGGAAGAACGAGGCAAAGGUGAGAGUACUGGUGAGAAAGAAAUGGGCGCCAAAGAAGAAGAACAAGGGAAAGACGACGGCAGUGAAGGAAAGGAAAAGAAAAAGAAAGAUAUAAAUGAAAUGGAACCGGAAGUGGACGAUGAUCAUGUUGACCCCUACCACGGCAAACAACAAGAACUACCUGAACCCGAAGACUUUGAAAUGCCUGAUGAUUUAAAUUUGGACGGCGAAGAAAAAGACGAUAAGGAUGGAGAAACUGAAACUGAAAAUCCGUUUGAAAUUGAUGCGAUGAAAGAAGCAAUACAAGAAGAGGAAGAGCAGAAAGAAAAUGACGAAGAAGAUAAAGAUAAAGGAAAUAAAAAUGGUCUGGAAGUGUCCAGUGAUGAAGAAGCUGAAGGAAAUGAUGAUGAACAGAACAAAGAGGAAAGUAAUGAAACCGAGCAAGAUAAAGAGAAAGAAAACGAAAACGAAGAAACGCCGGAAGAAACAGAUGAUGAUGAAACGCAAGUGGAUGAAAACAACCCGGAAACGGAACCAGAGACACAGGAUGACGCAGAGAAGGAAUUGCCAAAGAAUCCAGAUGACAUAACGAAAGAUGAAGAAAAGCAAGAGACUAACCAAGAUCCGAAUCCAAACGCGGAUCCUUCAAAUAGGGAUCCAUCAGCAGAGGAUAAAGUUGAAAACGCAGAGAUGGAAAAAGGAACAAAUGACAAUGUCCAAAUGAACACAGAACCUAUAAAUGAUGAAGAUGCAGCGCCUUACGAACAACUCCAAGAACAAGUCGGCGAUAACGUCCAGUCAACAGGUCGGUCGGAACUAGAUAAGAGUGAUAAAGGACAUAGAGGAGAUAAACAAGCGACCAGGGCGGAUGCGAACGAGGAAAGGACGAAGUACGAAAACAAACCCGGCAAGACACACCAGGACAGGAGCUUGGGUGAUAUCAAUGAAAAGAAACACAAACAAGUCCAUACACUUGAAGCGGAGCAAGAUGGAGGCGAAGACACUGAACAAAAAGACGAACAGGCGGAUGCAUACCAACACGUUAAAGAGGCUAACAAAGACGAUAUACAGGUGGUGGACGCCGCGACGAAGGAACAAGCAGACGAACAACCGGUUUUACGUGAAGAUAAAGAUGCAGAGGAAUUGAAGGAUGAUGAAGUGCCCAUGGAUGUAGACGACGACGAUAUGACGGUGGAAAAAUCUGAUGAGAUCAAACCAGAGAAAACAAAGGACUCCAAGUCUAAGGACGAUAAUAAGCCUGGAGAUAAGAAAGACGGCGAGGACACGACCGGUGAAACUGGCUUCGAGAUAGAUGGUACCACCGUUUUGACUGAAACGGUACCACGAGGAAGAGACACCACCUACCACACCAAGCUCCAAGAAUCGUCUCAACAGGCGGAAGACAUAACGAUGCAAGAGUACAUGUUAAGGGAAUGGCUCGAUUCUGGUUCUGCCGAUGUAAGUGGCUCGAGUUCCGCUGCUUGGCGGUCUGUGUGGACCCAGAGCAGUGUCGCUGCUCGAGCACUCUGCGAGAGACUGCGGCUCGUGCUCGAGCCAACAGGCCGCUCGAGAAGAGCCGGUGAUUUCCGUACCGGUCGCGCCAUUAAUAUGCGUCGCGUCAUCCCUUACAUCGCGUCACACUUCAGAAAGGACCGCAUUUGGCUGAGAAGAACAAAACCAGCGAAACGAGAAUAUAAAAUAGCCAUAGCGAUAGACGACUCCAGUUCAAUGUCCGACAAUAGAAGCAAGGAGCUUGCUUUUGAGAGUUUGGCUUUGGUUUCUCAGGCGUUAAAUCUGCUCGAAUCUGGUGAUCUUGCCGUUUUAAGCUUUGGCGAAAAACCAAACCUUCUGCAUCCUUUCACUGAACAGUUUUCCGAACACUCCGGGUCGAAGAUUCUAGAACAACUCCGCUUCGAACAGACAAAAACAAAAAUAGCACAAUUACUAGAUUUCUGUACAGUAAUGUUCGACCAACAGACCAUGAGGAGUGACGCUUUAAACGCCAAGCUGUUGGUUAUCGUCAGUGACGGGAGAGGAAUAUUCUCAGAGGGGGAGACUAGGGUUUUACAAGCGGUGAGGAGGGCGAGGCAACAGGGCAUAUUUCUAGUCUAUGUCAUUAUUGACAACCCUGACAAUAAGGACUCGAUCAUGGACAUAAGAAAACCAGUCAUAGAUCCGGUCAGCAACUCGCUAACUGGCUUCGUUCCCUAUCUAGACACUUUCCCAUUCCCGUUCUAUCUCAUACUAAGGGACAUGAACGCAUUACCUACAGUUUUGGGCGACGCCUUGCGACAGUGGUUCGAACUGGCGGCGAACACAGCAAACUGAUUUAAAUCUAUAAUAAUAUAUUAUUCCUUCCAUACAUAAUAUACACAGUACAUUCAUCCUUCCAUAAAGGUGAGGCUUUAUACUAAAAGCCUAAACUUUUAUUACCUACUUACGAGAAUUUUUUCAAAAAUAAAUGUGUUUUAGUUUGUAAGUCUGAAGAGUUUAUAAUAAAAUAUGGAAAGACUGUGAAUGACUAUAUUUUUCUUAUAUUUAGGAAUUUAUUGUUUCAAAAUUUUUCUAUUUAUAAAAAAAAAAUAAAAAAUUAGGUUGAACUUUGUAAGUGAUAUUUUACAUAAGAUUUUAUUAAGAAAUAUUGUUUUAUUUGAUCUAAUCAUUAAUUCCUAAGUAGAAAGUGUUAAGAUUUCUUCUAAAAAUAAAAUUCUAUAAUGAGA